Molecule: messenger RNA, 971 nt
Organism: Dimorphilus gyrociliatus
Lineage: Eukaryota; Metazoa; Annelida; Polychaeta; Dinophilidae
Source: the annotation of a GenBank genome assembly
CAAAAUCCGCCAGAUGGCGAACAUAUUAUGAACAGUCCUGAACGAUUUGCAUGAGUUAAUUCUGAAUUUAUGAGAAUCAAGAUCAAAGAAUUAUUAUUUAUUUUUGUGAAGAUAACUUGGAUCAAAAUUUUCUGCAGAGAUAAACCUUGACAACUUUUAUUCAGGUAAUAACUUUUCUUAAAGAACAUGACCCGCCUCAGUGACUCACAUUAAUGACUGAAAUAUUUCCUUUAAUCGCCAGAUUAAAACCAAGGAAUCAACUGUUUAAAAACCCCUACUUGAAUAUAUAUAUAUGAACUGUGAUAUAUAAGAAGAAUUCUCAUUUUGUGAAAUUAAUCAUUCGGGCGAUAAAAGGAAUUUUUAAGGAAGAAGCCAAGUUAUGCCCCUUAAAGUUCCUAUUUUUUCACCUAAAAAGCGUCGGGAAAAAAACCAACAGGAAAAGAGUCAAAUAGUCACAAGUGUUCAAUUACAAGGUUCACAUAUGGAUGUAAACUCUGUUCGAAUGUCGAAUCCAAAAUUCGAAAAAAUUGACAUAGGCGACGCCCCCGUUUCCAAUGCUGAAGACUCAAAACUAAAGCAUAAAGAUUCUGUAUUAAGAUCGCCAGUCUUGAGUUUAAGACAAGCGUUAAAUAAAAAACGUGGUCCUCAACAACCAUUAAGAAAGAGGGAUAGUGCCGAACCAAUAUUACAUUUUGGUGACCGAUUCGACGAUUUUACUGUAAAACGUCAAAGUGAUCAAAGUUCUCAAAGCAGUAAUAUCUAUGACAAUGGUGAUUCCGAUUGUGAUACUUUAAAUGAUAGUUCAGGAAGUAUAAAUCUGUAAGUACAAUAUUAGAUUUAUCAUUUUAACGACAUAUUUAUGAUUCUUUCGAUAUUUUCUACCAUAAAAAACCAAACCAUAAUAGUUAUUUUUAAUAAAAUUAAGCUAUAUAUAAAGAAUUUAAACUAUAUAAUCAAUAAACAAAACGUGA